UGACAUCAGCCCUGCUGUGGUGCAGUGUGCAAAGCCUACUGGUUGGCGUGAUGGGGGAUACGCCUUCCCCAGCGGAACAAAACGGCGUGCAGGCGGGUGCAGUCUGCCACCGCUUUCGAGAGCGCCGUUGCCCGCCGCCCUGCAGCUGCCAGAAUGCCAAACUGGGGAGGAGGCAAGAAAUGUGGAGUGUGCCAGAAGACAGUCUAUUUUGCUGAGGAGGUCCAGUGUGAGGGCCACAGCUUCCAUAAAUCCUGCUUCUUGUGCAUGGUCUGCAAGAAGAAUCUGGACAGCACCACUGUGGCCGUGCAUGGAGAGGAGAUCUAUUGCAAGUCUUGUUACGGCAAGAAGUAUGGCCCGAAAGGCUAUGGCUAUGGGCAGGGCGCAGGCACACUAAGUACAGACAAAGGAGAGUCUCUGGGCAUCAAGCAUGAGGAAGCCCCUGGCCACAGGCCCACCACCAACCCUAAUGCGUCCAAGUUUGCCCAGAAGAUUGGUGGCUCUGAGCGCUGCCCUCGAUGUAGCCAGGCAGUCUAUGCUGCGGAGAAAGUGAUUGGUGCUGGGAAGUCCUGGCAUAAGUCCUGCUUCCGAUGUGCCAAAUGUGGAAAAGGCCUUGAGUCAACCACCCUGGCAGACAAGGAUGGUGAAAUCUACUGCAAAGGAUGUUAUGCUAAAAACUUCGGACCCAAGGGUUUUGGCUUCGGACAAGGAGCUGGGGCCUUGGUCCACUCAGAGUGAGGCUACUGCUGCCUGUGCACCCAGUCUACUCCUGUGCUUUUCAUCACCAGUCCCUUCCCAGCAGCCUUGGACACCUCUAGGAUUCUCCCACUCAGCACUAAUGACUUGGACUUGGGCAUCUGGCUUCCUUUGGUUUGGGGUCUGCCUGAGCUCCUACCCCACUAAGGGCCUCCCCUUGCCUGACAUCUGAUACCACCACCAGUAGGACACAUCUGUCUAGUCACUCCUUUAGGGAGACCAAACCCCCCUCCCCAUGCCUCACCCCACAGAGCUGUUCUUAGGCUGAAUGUUUACCAUCAACUGACCAGGACAACUGAGUUCAUGUCUUAGAGUCCAGAGGAGCAAAA
This is a messenger RNA of Nannospalax galili (Upper Galilee mountains blind mole rat), 1082 nucleotides long. It is a transcript of the gene Csrp1, whose product is annotated as cysteine and glycine rich protein 1. The record is from RefSeq and is a predicted model, not a curated record. Gene Ontology annotation, molecular function: structural constituent of muscle; actinin binding. Gene Ontology annotation, biological process: sarcomere organization; muscle tissue development. Bases 154 to 735 code for a protein of 193 amino acids. NCBI's taxonomy places the organism in Eukaryota, Metazoa, Chordata, Mammalia, Rodentia, Spalacidae. The transcript has 6 exons. Gene Ontology annotation, cellular component: cytoplasm; Z disc; nucleus.